AUGAGGCGCCUCCCAGCCGCCCCCCAACACCGGGGGCUCCCCAAGGCUGACCUGAGUCCUCUCUCCCCUUGGCCAGUUGAAGAGAAAGACCCAGCCUUCUGGAACCGCCAGGCAGCCCAGGCCCUGGAUGUUGCUAAGAAGCUGCAACCCAUCCAGACGGCUGCCAAGAAUCUCAUUCUCUUCCUGGGGGACGGGAUGGGGGUGCCCACAGUGACAGCCACUCGGAUCCUAAAGGGGCAGAUGAAUGGCAAACUGGGAGCUGAGACGCCCCUGGCCAUGGACCGAUUCCCGUACCUGGCUCUGUCCAAGACAUACAACGUGGACAGACAGGUGCCAGACAGCGCAGGCACGGCCACCGCCUACCUGUGCGGGGUCAAGGCCAACAUGAAGACCAUUGGUGUAAGUGCAGCUGCCCGCUACAACGAGUGCAGCACGGUACGUGGCAAUGAGGUCAUGUCUGUGAUGAACCGGGCCAAGAAAGCAGGGAAGUCCGUGGGAGUGGUGACCACUACGAGGGUGCAGCAUGCCUCGCCAGCUGGUACCUAUGCACACACGGUGAACCGUAACUGGUAUUCGGACACGGACAUGCCCGCCCAGGCGAAGAAGGAGGGCUGCCAGGACAUCGCCACGCAGCUCAUCUACAACAUGGACAUUGACGUGAUCCUGGGUGGAGGCCGAAAGUACAUGUUUCCUGAGGGGACCCCAGACCCUGAGUACCCAGGCGAUGCCAGUCAGAACGGAACCCGGAAGGACAGGAAGAACCUGGUGCAGGAGUGGCAGGCCAAGUACCAGGGCACCCAGUACGUGUGGAAUCGCACGGCGCUCAUUCAGGCAUCUAAGGACCCCAGUGUAACACACCUCAUGGGCCUCUUUGAGCCAGCAGACAUGAAGUAUGAGGCCCAGCGAGACCACACCAAGGACCCAUCCCUGCAGGAGAUGACAGAGGCAGCCCUGCGUGUGCUGAGCAGGAACCCCCGUGGCUUCUACCUCUUCGUGGAGGGAGGCCGCAUUGACCACGGUCACCAUGAAGGCGUAGCUUAUAGGGCGCUGACCGAGGCGGUCAUGUUCGACAAUGCCAUUGCCGCGGCCAGCCAGCUCACUAGGGAAGCGGACACGCUGAUCCUCGUCACCGCCGACCACUCCCAUGUCUUCUCUUUUGGCGGCUACACGCUGCGUGGAAGCUCCGUUUUCGGGCUGGGUUAUGGCAAGGCCACUGACGGCAAGUCCUACACCUCCAUCCUCUAUGGCAAUGGCCCGGGGUACGCGCUUGGCGGAGCCUCAAGGCCCGACGUCAACGACAGCGAAAGCAGUGACCCCGCGUACCGGCAGCAGGCGGCCGUGCCCCUGGGGAGCGAGACCCACGGCGGCGAGGACGUGGCGGUGUUCGCGCGCGGCCCGCAGGCGCACCUGGUGCACGGCGUGCAGGAGCAGAGCUUCGUGGCGCACGUCAUGGCCUUCGCCGCCUGCCUGGAGCCCUACGCCACCGACUGCCACCUGCAGCCCCCCUGCGACGCCGCGCACCGGGCCGCCUGCCCGCCCUCGCUGGCGCUGCUGGUCGGGGCGCUGCUGCCGCUGCUGCUGGCUCCCGGCCUGCGAUGACCCGCACCCGCCCCGGGCCUCGGGGGCUCCUGCUCCCGCGCCAAGAGCCCCUAGCCCAGGCCCCACCCGAGCUGCCACCUCGGAGUCCCCACCCCCGCGUCCCCCACCCGGCCCUCCGCCAGACCUUCACCUCCCAGCGAUAAGGAGUCUCGGCCCCCCGCCCUUCAUGGGCCCGGACCACCCUGGAGGCUGAGGCCCUGAUUUUCCUGUGACACCCAUAGUCCUCCUCCCUGCCCCCAACCUCGGUGGCCUAAGAUUCUGUGCUGUGCAGCCCGGGACCCCAGGAAAGGCGGGGGCUUGGACAACGCAGUCUCCGCUCAGCACCCAUAGCCCUGCCUGCGGACCAGCAGGCACUCUCCCAGAGCUGCCCCUAGGCCCGCCUAGAACCCACGCCUCGCCUUUCCUGGAGACCCGAGGACUUAGGGGCCCCUGCGGAGGCGUGGCUUCCUGUCCUCCUGGAACCCACCCUGUAGGCACCUUGCUGGCCAAGGAGGCUGCUGGGACCAGGACAGCCAGGGGGCCCUCGACACAAACUCCUCAGCUGCCCCUCCUGGGAACCCAGCGGUACCAUUAGAGAGGAGACGGCGACCCAGAAAGGAGGCUUGUCCCACGUCACUCAGCUACCGUGCUGGUGGGCCCCCCAGUGCGCAUUCCAGGCUGGGAGAGCCAAGGAGCAGCGGGGGAGCUGUGGGUUCCAGGAGGGACAAAGGAAUUGUCAAAUAAACUGUUAUACAGUGUGA
Balaenoptera acutorostrata (minke whale) is the source of this 2339-nucleotide messenger RNA. RefSeq names its product alkaline phosphatase, intestinal (gene ALPI). Gene Ontology annotation, cellular component: plasma membrane. Bases 1 to 1599 code for a protein of 532 amino acids. NCBI's taxonomy places the organism in Eukaryota, Metazoa, Chordata, Mammalia, Artiodactyla, Balaenopteridae. Gene Ontology annotation, molecular function: alkaline phosphatase activity. The transcript is spliced from 10 exons. Gene Ontology annotation, biological process: dephosphorylation. The record is from RefSeq and is a predicted model, not a curated record.